AUGACUCGUCCCUACAGAUUCCUCUCUUCAAUCGCUAAAUCUUCUUCAUCUUUCGAUCCGACAGUGGCGGAACCGCCGGAGGCAGUCGCCGUUGAGUCCGAUUUCGUUGUCAUCCUCGCCGCCCUCCUCUGCGCUCUGAUAUGUGUUCUAGGCCUUUUCGCAGUAGCUCGCUGCGCUUGGCUCCGUCGUGGAUCCACCUCCAACGCCGGCAGGAAUACCAGCCAGCAGACUCCGAAUAAAGGAAUUAAGAAGAAAAUAGUUGAUGCGCUCCCGAAGUUCGUUUACGAUGGCGGAAACGCUCUGAAGUUAUCAUCCGGAGAUUGUGCUAUCUGUUUGGCGGAGUACACCGACGGAGACGAGAUCCGUGUUCUACCGCAGUGUGGACAUGGAUUUCAUGUCGAAUGUAUUGAUAUGUGGCUCGGUUCGCAUUCCUCAUGUCCGUCCUGCAGACAGAUCCUGGUGAUCACGAGGUGCCGGAAGUGUGGCGAGUUUCCGACGGUUUCCGGCGGACAAAUUUCGUCGGAGGAGGAACAUAAAGCUCAACUGUCCGAAGCUCCGCCUCCGUGA
Molecule: messenger RNA, 567 nt
Organism: Lactuca virosa
Lineage: Eukaryota; Viridiplantae; Streptophyta; Magnoliopsida; Asterales; Asteraceae
Source: the annotation of a GenBank genome assembly